ACGCUUCAUUUUGGAAUUUUCUUUUACACGCGGCAUACGAAAAAGAAGGUUAAGUCUGCUGCUGGCUGCGGAGAGUUUUUCCGAUUUUUAAAUAAAAAUUAAAACUAAAUGAGCACAGCGUGAUACAAUGUUUGUGCUCUACGAAACGCCGGCGGGCUACGCAAUCUUCAAGUUGCUGGACGAAAAGAAACUCGAACAGGUCGACAAUUUGUACUUGGAGUUCGAGACUCCCGAGAAGGCCAACAAAUUAUUGAAAUUAAAGCACUUUGAGAAAUUCAACGACACCACAGAGGCGCUGGCAGCCGCUACAGCGGCGGUGGAGGGUAAGGUAGCGAAGCCCCUGAAGAAAACUCUGAAAAAACUGCUGGUCGAUGAUGUGCAGUCGUCACUGUUGGUUGCGGAUGCUAAGCUGGGCACCGCCAUCAAGGAUAAGCUGUCUGUGCAAUGCGUCUACAACACGGGUGUCCAGGAGCUGAUGCGCUGCAUCCGCCAGCAGGCGGACAGUCUGCUAGGCGGCCUGCCCAAACGGGAGAUGACGGCCAUGGCCCUGGGUCUCGCCCACUCGCUGUCGCGCUACAAGCUGAAGUUCUCGCCGGACAAGAUCGACACCAUGAUCGUUCAGGCGCAGUGCCUGCUCGACGACCUGGACAAGGAGUUAAACAACUACAUGAUGAGGGCCCGCGAGUGGUACGGUUGGCAUUUUCCCGAGCUGGGCAAGAUCAUCACCGACAACAUUGCUUUUGUGAAGACUAUUAAGUUGGUGGGCACCAGAGACAACAUGUCAGCGGCUGAUCUGUCUGACAUUUUGCCUGAGGACGUGGAGGAGAAGGUCAAGGAGGCAGCCGAGAUCUCUAUGGGUACGGAAAUCUCUGAGGAGGAUGUGUUGAAUAUCCAGUGCCUGUGCGACGAGAUCAUCUCGAUAAACGAUUACCGCAUACACUUAUACGAUUACCUUAAGGCCAGGAUGAUGGCCAUGGCUCCCAAUUUGACAGUCCUCGUUGGAGACACCGUUGGCGCUAGGCUGAUUGCUCAUGCUGGCUCGCUGAUUAACCUGGCUAAGCAUCCCUCAUCCACGGUACAAAUCCUGGGUGCCGAGAAGGCCCUUUUCCGAGCCUUGAAGACAAAGAAGGAUACUCCCAAGUACGGCUUGAUCUAUCACGCGCAGUUGGUAGGUCAGGCGAGCCAGAAGAACAAGGGCAAGAUGUCGCGAUCGUUGGCCGCCAAGGCGUCGCUGGCCACACGAGUGGAUGCCUUCGGCGAGGAGGCCACUUUUGAGCUGGGAGCGGCGCACAAGGUGAAGCUGGAGUCGCGCCUUCGUCUGCUGGAGGAAGGAAAUCUGCGCAAACUCUCUGGUACUGGCAAGGCAAAGGCCAAGUUCGAGAAAUACCAAGCCAAGAGCGAGGUGUUCACCUACCAGCCCGAGGCUGACAAUACAGUGAACGUAAAGAAACGUAAGCAUUCGGAGGCGGAGCACCCCGUUAAGAAGGAAACUAAUGAAGAAGUUGAUGUUGCUGAGGAGGAGGCGGAAGUAAAGUCAGAGAAGAAAAAGAAGAAGAAGAAGAAGCAAAAGGACGAGGAGGCCGAGGAGGCGGCAGCACCAGAGCCUGUAGACGAGCCCACACCAGCCAAGAAAAAGAAAAAAUCCAAGCACCAGGAAUAGUUUCUUGGUCUCGAUUGGCUUUAGUUUUAGGACUUAAAUCGUAGCAUUUUAGGUUACCUUACUGUAAAGUAUAGGAUUUUAUUAUAAUGAGCCAGAGUAAAGUUUUUGUUGUACAUUAGAAAUAAAAUGUAA
Molecule: messenger RNA, 1792 nt
Organism: Drosophila serrata
Lineage: Eukaryota; Metazoa; Arthropoda; Insecta; Diptera; Drosophilidae
Gene: nop5
Product: nop5 ribonucleoprotein
Cellular component (GO): box C/D methylation guide snoRNP complex; small-subunit processome
Molecular function (GO): snoRNA binding
Source: RefSeq, a predicted model, not a curated record